Molecule: messenger RNA, 1314 nt
Organism: Debaryomyces tyrocola
Lineage: Eukaryota; Fungi; Ascomycota; Pichiomycetes; Serinales; Debaryomycetaceae
Source: the annotation of a GenBank genome assembly
AUGUCAAAAGGUACUCAGUAUUUAUUAGCGUUAGCAGCAACUGGUGGUGCAGUUUAUUGGUAUGACCAAAAUGUUCUGGAAAUCCUUCCAAGACAGCAAAGAAUUCCACCACAACCAGCAUCUACUGGCGAAAAGGUCAACCGUAACAUAAAUAGACAAGUUGAUAAGUUGGACAAUAAGAAAAACGAAUUAGUUGAUAAGGUUUCCAGCUUCACUGACCAACAGCAAAGAGAAGCGCAAAAGGCAUCGGAAUCGACACUUGACUCAAUUAAGAACUCGAGACUUGUUAACAGCAUCAGUGGCAGUGCCAAUGAUUCUAGAAGAAGAAUUGAGGCUAAUGUCGACCAAGACAAGAAUGUUUUGUACAAAUUGACUGACAAGUACAUUGACUUCGUUAAUGACAUUGGUGGUUCUACCAAGGGCCAAGCUGACCAAUUGAAGUCGACAGCAAGAAGCGACAGAAAGCGUGCUGAAGAUAAGGCCAAUUCGUGGUUCAACUGGUUCGGAGACAAGAAGGACGAAACAGCUAACAAUUUAGACAAUAACUACGACCAAGCUAAGAGAGAUGCCGAAAAGAAGAAGAAUGAAUGGUUCUCUUGGGGUUCUCAAAAGAAAGAGGAGGUUGCCGAUAGAACCAACGAAGAGGCAGAAAGGCUCAAGAAGGAGAAGAAUGCCUGGUCCGCAUGGGGUUCUAAGAAGACCGAUGAAGUAGCUGACAAGGCUGCAUCAGAGAAGAAUGCCUGGACUUCUUGGGGAUCCAAGAAGGCUGAUGAGGCUACUGACAAGGCUGAAGCAGAAAAGAACGCCUGGACCACAUGGGGAUCCAAGAAGUCUGACGAGGCUGCUGAUAAGGCUAACCAAGAAGCUGAAAGACUCAGAAAAGAAAAGGAUGCUUGGGCUUCAUGGGGAUCUAAGAAGGCUGAUGAAGCUGCUGACAAGCUCAAUGAAGAAACUGAAAGAUUCAAAAAGGAAUGGGAAAACCCAGACCCAUCAGGUAAAUCCGCUGCACAACAAUACACUAGAGGAGCAAAGAACUCUGAGAAAGCUUUCGGUGAUGCUGGUGAACCAUUGUCCGCCGCGUUCGUCCAAGGUAAAGAAAGAGCAAUUGGAAACUACGAAGCAGCCAAGAAAAACUUAGAUGACUUAACUAACAAGGCCAACGCCAAUGUUAAGUCACUUUUCCAAAAGCCUGAACCAUCAUCUGAUGAGAAAUUGAAACAAGCUCAGGAAGAUUUUAAUAGUGCAUUGCAUAACUUAAGAAGUUAUGGAGGCGAUGUUGUGGAACAAAUUGAAUCCAAAUUUAAGAGAAAUUAA